UUUUUACUACAGGCCAAUGAAAACAGUCUACUUAGUGCCCAGCUGAAAGGCUUUCCCCUAUACCUUCACUCCAAUCUAGGCCUCAAGGACUGCAGCAUCAAUCCCAAAUCUCCUCUUUUGUAUAUAACCAAGCCCAACCAGGUGGAAAAAGGUGAACUACCAGGAGAAGACUGGACAGUGUUCCAGUCCAACCACACCACUUAUGAACCAGUUCUACUGGCCAAGACCAAGUCAGCAGAGACUAUACCUCACCUCAGCGUAGACGCGGCCCUCCACACAACGGUGGUCCAGGACCUGGGACUGCAUGAUGGCAUCCAAAGGGUGCUUUUUGGUAACAACUUGAACUUCUGGCUUCAUAAGCUGGUGUUUGUGGAUGCAGUAUCAUUCUUGACUGGGAAAAGGUUGUCUCUUCCCCUCAACCGCUAUGUACUUGUGGAUAUUGACGAUAUAUUUGUUGGGAAGGAGGGAACUCGCAUGAAAGUAGAAGAUGUAAAGGCACUGUAUGACACCCAGAAUGAGUUAAGAACGCACAUCCCCAAUUUCACCUUCAAUCUUGGCUUUUCUGGAAAGUUCUUCCAUACAGGUACUGAUGCAGAAGAUGAAGGAGAUGACCUCUUGCUGUCUUAUGUCAAGCAGUUCUGGUGGUUCCCUCAUAUGUGGAGUCACAUGCAACCUCACCUCUUCCACAACCAAUCCGUACUGGCUGAGCAGAUGGCCUUGAACAGGAAAUUUGCUGUGGAACAUGGUAUCCCCACUGAUAUGGGCUAUGCCGUAGCCCCCCAUCACUCUGGUGUCUAUCCCAUUCAUGUACAGCUGUAUGAGGCUUGGAAGCAGAUCUGGGGAAUCAAGGUGACCAGCACAGAGGAGUACCCUCAUCUGAAGCCUGCACGGUUUAGGAGGGGCUUUAUCCACAGUGGAAUCAUGGUCCUACCUCGGCAGACCUGCGGCCUCUUCACACACACCAUAUUCUAUAAUGAAUAUCCCGGAGGGCCUGUGGAGCUGGACAAAAUUAUUAACGGUGGAGAACUUUUCCUUACAGUAUUGCUAAAUCCUAUCAGCAUUUUCAUGACCCACUUAUCUAACUAUGGCAAUGACCGCCUAGGCCUGUACACUUUCAAGCACUUAGUGCAGUUUCUCAACACCUGGACGAACCUCAAGCUGCAGACUCUGCCUCCAGUAGAGCUUGCUCACAAGUAUUUCCAGAUAUUCCCAGAGGAAAAGGACCCUUUGUGGCAGGAUCCUUGUGAGGAUAAACGCCAUAAAGACAUUUGGUCUAAGGAGAAGACGUGUGACCGCUUUCCCAAAUUGCUUAUAAUCGGACCUCAGAAAACAGGAACCACUGCAUUAUACCUCUUCCUAGGAAUGCACCCAGACCUGAGCAGUAACUAUCCUAGUUCGGAGACCUUUGAGGAGAUCCAGUUCUUCAAUGGGCAGAAUUACCACAAGGGGAUUGACUGGUAUAUGGAGUUUUUUCCCAUUCCAUCCAACACCACUUCAGACUUGUACUUUGAGAAGAGCGCCAACUACUUUGAUUCAGAAGUAGUUCCCAGGCGUGUGGCUGCACUGCUCACCAAAGCUAAACUCAUCACCAUCCUUAUUAAUCCUGCAGACCGCGCUUACUCCUGGUAUCAGCACCAGAGAGCCCAUGAUGACCCUGUGGCCCUCAAAUAUACCUUCCAAGAAGUCAUUACUGCUGGGUCUGACACUCCUCCAAAGUUAAGAGCUCUACAGAACAGGUGCCUGGUCCCAGGAUGGUACUCCACUCAUAUCGAACGCUGGCUAAACCACUUUCACGCUAACCAGAUAUUGGUUUUAGAUGGCAAGUUGCUGCGUACUGAGCCUGCCACUGUAAUGGAUUCUGUGCAGAAAUUCUUAGGCGUUGCGAAUGUUGUGGACUAUCACAAAACACUGGCGUUUGAUUCCAAGAAGGGAUUUUGGUGCCAACUUCUGGAUGGUGGGAAAACCAAAUGCCUGGGGAAAAGUAAGGGGAGGAAAUACCCAGAUAUGGAUUCGGAUUCUCGAGCUUUCCUGACAGACUAUUAUAGGGACCAUAACGUCGAGCUGUCCAAGCUGCUCUACAAGAUGGGCCAGACAUUGCCCACUUGGCUACGGGAGGAGCUGCAAAACACGAGGUAG
Messenger RNA from Staurois parvus, 2136 nucleotides. NCBI's taxonomy places the organism in Eukaryota, Metazoa, Chordata, Amphibia, Anura, Ranidae. The record is from the annotation of a GenBank genome assembly.